UUCCUGUUACUUAUCGGAUUCCUCAUUGGAUUUGGCUGCAACUGGAUCGAAUCAUGCGUGUAAGCAAUCAAUUGGUUCUGUAAGUUUCUUAUUUGUUCGCUUUGCUGCAGGAUUUCCAUUUUUCAUAGAUUUUCGGCCUUUUUCGUUCAAAUUUCGCUUGUUUUUCGUUCAAAAAUUCAAAUUUUGGAUUAGUCUUUUCGUCCAAAAUUUUCCGAAAAUUUUCGAAAUUUCCGAAUUUCGUCCAUUUCGUUUGGGGGCGGUAAAAUUUGCAAAACGAAAUCCAAAUCGCUGCUGCUCCCUCCUCCAGUGCCCAGCACGUCCUUCCGGGUCAAGCCGCCGGCGGCGGGAGGUGGAGGAGGUCAAACUGUUGGGCGCGCGGGUGCGGCCUCUGACGCCCGACGCGCCGCUGCGUCGGGGCACGCUCUACUUCCUCGUCGUGCUCCCGCACCGGGCAUGGUCGGGCAACCUCCGCGUCGGCACACGGGAGCGGCUCGAGUCGCUCAUGCUCGCCCGCGGCUCCACCUUCGACCUCUCCUCCUUCCAGGGCAUCCCCUCCGUCCCCGUCCCCGCUCCCCGGCGGCGCGGGCGGCGGCACGCCCGUGCGUCUCAGGAUGCGGCUCCCCAAGGCGUCGACACCGCCGUCUCCUACGUGUUCGCGCUCAAGGGCACCGACAUUAGGUACAACGACCCAGUGCUCUUCCUCGACACCGGCAUCUGGCACCCGCUCGCGCCCACCAUGUACGACAACGUCAAGGAGUACCUCAACUGGUACGGCACCCGUUGCGACGCCAACGACAUGCUCAAGAACCCCGAGGCGCCCGUCAUCGGCCUCGUCGUGCAGCGGAGCCACAUUGUCACCGGAGACGACAGACACUAUGUCGCCGUCAUCAUGGAGCUCGAGGCCAGAGGAGCCGAGGUCAUCCCCAUCUUUGCUGGCGGGCUCGACUUCUUUGGCCCAAUCGAGCAGUACCUGGUCGACCCCAUCACCAAGAAUACGUUCAUGAACGUUCUGGUGUCCCUCACCGGGUUCGCGCUCGUCAUCGAGCCGGCCAGACCACGGGGGAGUGACUCAACAGCACCUUGGGCCUUCACCCCAUCCAGGUGGCGCUACUGGUCGUGCUCCCGGGGCUCGACGGUGGCAUGGAGCCCAUCGUGUUUGCCGGACGGGACCCCAUAUCAGGGAAUUCGCAUGCACUGCACAAGAGGGUGGAGCAGCUCUGCACCAUAUCAAUCAAAUGGGCAGAACUCAAGAGGAAAACUAAGAUGGACAAAAAACUAGCCUUCACCAUGUUCAGCUUCCCACCAGACAGGGGCAAUGUCGGCACUGCAGCAUACCAAACAGGUGGAGAAGCUGAUGUGGGAGAGCCGGGAC
This is a messenger RNA of Hordeum vulgare subsp. vulgare (domesticated barley), 1372 nucleotides long. RefSeq names its product magnesium-chelatase subunit ChlH, chloroplastic-like. Bases 503 to 1279 code for a protein of 258 amino acids. Lineage: Eukaryota; Viridiplantae; Streptophyta; Magnoliopsida; Poales; Poaceae. Gene Ontology annotation, biological process: biosynthetic process. The transcript has 4 exons. The record is from RefSeq and is a predicted model, not a curated record. Gene Ontology annotation, cellular component: chloroplast.